Strongylocentrotus purpuratus (purple sea urchin) is the source of this 1805-nucleotide messenger RNA. Its product is annotated as glutathione S-transferase alpha-4. The transcript has 6 exons. The record is from RefSeq and is a predicted model, not a curated record. The coding region runs from base 93 to 776 and encodes 227 amino acids. Gene Ontology annotation, molecular function: glutathione transferase activity. Lineage: Eukaryota; Metazoa; Echinodermata; Echinoidea; Camarodonta; Strongylocentrotidae. Gene Ontology annotation, biological process: glutathione metabolic process.
AGGACAAACGGCGCGGUCACACCGGUCGGGUUCUUGCACACCGCCAUAGUAUCUGAUUGAUCUCUGUGAAGAAGCUAGUUGAGCAAAAAAACAUGUCGAAGCCCCGCCUUACCUAUUUUGCUGGCAGAGGAUUCGCAGAAGUCACUCGUUUGGCUUUGAAUGCUGCUCAAAUUGAAUAUGAUGAUGUUUACCUCCGAACCCGUGAAGAAUUCUUACAGUUGAUCACAGAUGGCAAACUGAUGUUCAAGCAAGUUCCUCUCCUGGAGAUCGAUGGCAAGAAUCUUAUUGGGAGUGAGUGCGUUCUUCGCUAUGUCUGCAACAAGGCUAAACUACAAGGGAAGUCAGAUGACGACCAAAGCAAGAUUGAGAUGCUGUCGAUGGGAGCCAGGGACAUGCUGAAGGGGGGAUUCAGUGGCGCUAAGUUUCAAGCAACGCCGGAGAAGGAAGAAGAGAUGUUGCAGAGCGCAGCCAAGCAGUGCAAGGACAGGUACCUACCGGUCUUUGAAAAGGUCUUGGGCGAGAAUAAGUCUGGGUUCCUUGUCGGAGAUUCGCUCACCAUGGCUGACCUCAUGUUCUUUGACGGUCUCAGCUACGUGAACGAGAUCCCUAAAAUCAAAUCAUUGCUAGAUGACUUCCCAAACUGCAAGGCCUUCAUUGUCCAUUUCUCCAGCCAGCCAGGGAUUAAAGAGUACCUUGCUAGCCCUAGGCGCCACCCUCCUCCCAACGAUGAGUAUGUGCGGGGUGUCCGCAAAGUCCUGAACCCACCAAGUUCCUAAGACAUGUGUGCUUUGUGUGUUGGCACUGUUGUGUGUGCCUACAUUUAUGUGUGUUCUAAGCAAGUUUGACAAUCACAGUGGAUCCAUCUCGUAUUCACUGCCUUUCAGUAACAAGCAAUCUAUGUCCAGGGUUUUAUAAGUGUUAUAUGUCAAAGCUCAAUUUAACUUGCAAGUUAAUUUGCAUGGAAGCUGAAAAAUAAGAGAAACAGAAUGGCAACCAUUUUGAAUUAAAUCAGACCAGGAGUUAUGAAAGUUUGAAAUAUGAGAUCACUAAAUCUAUCCAAAUCUUAAGUUGGCAAUGUGGUCAGUGGAUUAUGACUUAGUCAUGGAUAACUUCCUUGUUGUCAAGUACACAAAAUAUUAAUUGUUUCUGUUUUUCUUCUAAGUGCCUUCUCCCUUUGGCUACUACACAAGAUAUAAUAUGGACAGCAUAUAAUAUAUUUUUUUCCAAAAAGAAGAAAAUAAAGAAGAAAACCCUCCUGAAUAAUACAUUUUGAAGAAUUUUUUUUAAAAAGUUGUCCGGUACUACAUUGUAGUAACAUUACUGAUUCAGCCAGUUUGAAGUGUCCCUAGGUAUGUACAUGUAUGUAGCGAUUACAACUAUCAAAAUGUAUAACUUUCUGAUUUCUUUUAGAAUAAUUGUCUACUAAGGUUGGAUUUUCCUAAGAGGCUCUAUAAGUGUCACUGAGGUGUAAUGAGGCUAUUAUGAUAGUUCUGGAAGUGGUCCAAGCAUAUGGUCAAUGUGGCUGUUUUUGUAUACAUUCUAUAGUUUGUUUUGCAUAUAUUGGAAAUGAUAGUAAAUCCAUGUUUUCAUAUAUAUAUAUAGGUUUUCCAAACAUAAAAAGUACAUCUGCCUAGAUAAAACACAAUUUUCAGUACUUAUCAAUCAUCAUAUUCCACAGUAUUUGUUAAUUGUUAUCAUUUUAAAUCCUUAAAUCAUGUACACGUAUAUCUGUUUGUAACUUCAAAAGCAUGCAGCUGUAUGAGACUUUAAUAAAGAAACAAAGAAACUAUUCAAUUUAUCCAGCA